ACGCAGCAGCAUGGCCAGCGUGCUGUCCCGCCGCCUGGGUAAGCGGUCGCUCCUGGGAGCCCGGGUGCUCGGCCCCAUUGCCUCUGAUGGGCCCCUGGGGGCCGGGCCGCCCUUGGAGCCACAGGUGGAGCUGCCAGAGGGCGCCGCCCCCCAACCUGUCCUCACCUGCAAGGACCCUGGGAGCCGGGAGCAGCCCCAGGAGCUCCUGCAGGCCCUGGGCUCCGCAGGCCUGCAGCAGGUGGCCUUCCAGCCCGGACAGAAGGUCUGCGUGUGGUAUGGGGGCCGGGAGUGCACGGGCCUGGUGGAGCGGCACAGCUGGGCAGAGGACAAGGUGACCGUGUGGCUCUUGGACCAGAAGUUGCAGAUCUGCUGCAAGGCGGAGGAGGUGUGGCUGGCGGAGCUGCAGGGCGUUGUCCCCCAGGCGCUGUCCCCGGAGCAUGGCGCCCAGGCACCGGCCUACAGACCGGUCUCCAGGAACAUCGAUGUCCCCAAGAGGAAGUCGGAUGCGGUGGAAAUGGACGAGAUGAUGGCGGCUAUGGUGCUGACGUCCCUGUCCUGCAGCCCGGUUGUGCAGAGCCCUCCCGGGGCUGAAGCCAACUUCUCUGCUUCCCGAGUGGCCUGCGGUGACCCUUGGAAGGAGAGCGGGGACGUGUCUGACAGCGGCAGCAGCACCACCAGUGGCCACUGGAGCGGCAGCAGCGGCAUCUCCACGCCCUCGCCCCCACACCCCCAGGCCAGCCCCAAGUAUUUGGGGGAUGCCUUUGGUUCUCCCCAAACUGACCAUGGCUUUGAGACUGAUCCUGACCCUUUCCUGUUGGACGAACCAGCUCCACGCAAAAGGAAGAACUCUGUGAAGGUGGUGUACAAGUGCCUGUGGCCCAGCUGUGGCAAAGUUCUGCGCUCCAUCGUGGGCAUCAAGCGACACGUCAAAGCCCUGCACCUGGGGGACUCCGUGGACUCUGACCAGUUCAAGCGGGAGGAGGAUUUCUACUACACAGAGGUGCAGAUGAAGGAAGACCCUGCCGUGACCGCAGCUGGCCCUUCUGCCCCUGGGACUCCUACUGCCGAGCCGGCCCCCACCGCCCGAGUGACCAGUCCGUCCCUCGCUGCCCUCCCUCUGCCUCCGCCCAAAGCCCAGUGCUCUGGCUCCAAACACCCUGGCCUGGAGUCUUCCCUGCCUUCAGCUGCGCUCAGCAAGUCGGCUCCCAGCUCCUUUUGGCACAUUCAGGCCGACCAUGCGUACCAGGCUCUGCCAUCCCUCCAGAUCCCUGUGUCCCCCCACAUCUACACCAGCAUCAGCUGGGCCGCCGCCCCCGCCACUGCCUCCCCGCUCUCUCCGGUCCGGAGCCGCUCACUCAGCUUCAGUGAGCCGCAGCAGCCGCCACCUGCCGUGAAGUCUCACCUGAUCGUCACCUCUCCACCCCGGGCCCAGAGCAGCACCAGGAAAGCCCGCGGCGAGGCCAAGAAAUGCCGCAAGGUGUACGGCAUCGAGCACCGGGACCAGUGGUGCACCGCGUGCCGGUGGAAGAAGGCGUGCCAGCGCUUCCUGGACUGA
Chinchilla lanigera (long-tailed chinchilla) is the source of this 1555-nucleotide messenger RNA. RefSeq names its product zinc finger protein 395 (gene Znf395). Gene Ontology annotation, biological process: regulation of transcription by RNA polymerase II. Gene Ontology annotation, cellular component: nucleus. Gene Ontology annotation, molecular function: RNA polymerase II cis-regulatory region sequence-specific DNA binding; DNA-binding transcription factor activity. The record is from RefSeq and is a predicted model, not a curated record. NCBI's taxonomy places the organism in Eukaryota, Metazoa, Chordata, Mammalia, Rodentia, Chinchillidae.